AUGCCCCCGAAGAAGGCUGCCCAGCCCGAGAAGAAGAUUCUUCUCGGUCGUCCAUCUAACAACCUCAAGAUCGGUAUCGUCGGUCUCCCGAACGUUGGCAAGUCCUCGUUCUUCAACACCCUUUCCAAGACCGACCUUGGAAAGUCCGCCAACUUCCCAUAUGCUACGAUCGAGCCUGAGGAAGCCCGCGUCCAUGUCCCCGACCCCCGCUUUGAAUGGCUAUGCGAGACCUACAAGCCUAAGUCGCGCGUGCCAGCACAUCUGACUUGUAUCGAUAUCGCCGGUCUGACUGCCGGCGCAUCAACCGGCGCCGGCCUUGGCAAUGCUUUCCUCGCCAACGUCCGCGACGUCGACGGUAUCUUCCAGGUCGUCCGUGCCUUCGAUGACGCCGAGGUCAUCCACGUCGAGGGUGACGUGAAUCCCAUUCGCGACAUGGAGAUUAUCUCGACAGAGUUGCGUCUCAAGGACGCCGAGUGGGUUGAGAAGGAGCUCGAGCGCAGGAAAAAGACGUCGCGUUCGCUCAACAGCACUUCGCUGGCGGACAAGGCGAAGAAGGAGGAGAUUGCAACCAUCGAGCGUGUAUUGAAUAUGAUCGGUACUGAGGGCAAGGACGUCCGCAAGGGCAACUGGAACCCGAAAGAGGUCGAACUCAUCAACACCCUCCACCUCCUCACCGCCAAGCCCAUCACCUACCUCGUCAACCUCAGCGAGAAGGACUACGUCAGGAAGAAGAACAAGUGGCUACCCAAGAUCAAGGCAUGGAUCGACGAGAACAACCCCGGCGACCCGCUCAUCCCCUUCUCCGUUGCGUUCGAGGAGCGUCUUGCACAGAUGACUCCGGAGGAGCAGGCUGAGGAGGAGAAGAAGGUCGGCGCGACGAGCAAUCUCGGCAAGAUCACCAUCGCCGGUUACACGAGCUUGGAUCUCAUCCGCUACUUCACUUGCGGCCCGGAUGAGGUUCGCGCUUGGACCAUUCGCCAAGGGACGAAAGCGCCUCAGGCAGCCGGUGUCAUCCACUCGGACUUCGAGAACAAGUUCGUGUGUGGUGAGAUCAUGUCGUACAACGACUUGCACGAGUACGGCAGCGAAUCUGCGGUCAAGGCUGCCGGCAAGCUCAGGCAACAGGGCAAGCCGUAUGAGAUGGUCGACGGCGACAUCGCCUACUGGAAGUCGGGUGCAUAG
Peniophora sp. CBMAI 1063 is the source of this 1182-nucleotide messenger RNA. Lineage: Eukaryota; Fungi; Basidiomycota; Agaricomycetes; Russulales; Peniophoraceae. The record is from the annotation of a GenBank genome assembly.